AAGCAGCUUGGGUGGAACCCUUGCAGUCAUUAUAAAAACGUCCGAUCCUCCUUUGAACAGCGUUAGUGCUACCGACCGCAUCGUCUAAACAUGUUCUCCUGCUUCACACUUCGCUCAGUGCUGCUGCUGGCAGCAACUUGUUUGCUCCUCACAGCAGUUGUUGAUUCUGCAGAGCAAGUGACCACCUGUGAUUGGUACCCUUUGAGCAUCCAUCGCCUAUACUGUGAACAUGGAGUGAUCAGCGUGGACCAAGCUUUGUAUGGUCGCACAAGCGCUCUGCUCUGUGCUGACGGCAACCCUCCGCAGCACCUGGCUAACUUGCAGUGUGCUCGCCAAGGCACCGUGGACAACCUUAAGACAAAUUGCAAUGGAAAGACAUCGUGUGAAUUGAUCAUGGAGGAUUUCCGCACUCCUGAUCCCUGCGCUGGCACUGUGAAAUAUUUGCAGACAAACUUCACCUGCUUGCCUGCAAUUACUGUGGUGGCGUGUGAGUCGUCAGAGGCACAUUUGUAUUGUGAAUUAGGACGUACUAUUUUGGUCUACGGUGCUGAUUACGGACGCCGUGACCGGACCACAUGCACAUACAGACGGCCCCUGAGCCAGAUAGAAAAUACAGAAUGCCUGCACCCAACUGACAUUGUCUCCAGAAGGUGCGAUGGGAAAACCAGCUGCAAGAUAACAGCCAGCAACGCAGUAUUUGGAGACCCUUGUAAAGGCACCUACAAGUACUUGGAGGUUGCUUACACAUGUACAUAGCCUGGUAAUAAGCCCUCCAAAAGUAGUCCUGUCAUCAUUUGAGUCUAUUGUUUCAAUAAACUGAUCAAAUGAGUGUCAAA
Molecule: messenger RNA, 836 nt
Organism: Phyllopteryx taeniolatus (common seadragon)
Lineage: Eukaryota; Metazoa; Chordata; Actinopteri; Syngnathiformes; Syngnathidae
Product: L-rhamnose-binding lectin SML-like
Exons: 9
Coding region: 91-756 (221 amino acids)
Molecular function (GO): carbohydrate binding
Source: RefSeq, a predicted model, not a curated record